Molecule: messenger RNA, 780 nt
Organism: Aspergillus melleus
Lineage: Eukaryota; Fungi; Ascomycota; Eurotiomycetes; Eurotiales; Aspergillaceae
Product: SDR family NAD(P)-dependent oxidoreductase
Exons: 3
Coding region: 1-780 (259 amino acids)
Molecular function (GO): oxidoreductase activity, acting on the CH-OH group of donors, NAD or NADP as acceptor
Source: RefSeq, a predicted model, not a curated record
AUGCCUCUCGAAACCGGUCUAAAGGGCGCCCAUGUCCUCAUUACAGGAGGAACCCGCGGAAUGGGCCAAUCCAUGGUGCAUGAAUUCCUGAAGGAAGGCGCUAACGUGUCUUAUUGCGCCCGCACCGUCACCAACACCGAGUACGAUGAAUUCCACCAGACUCUUCCUGCCGAUAACUCCGCCCGCGCAGUUGGCACUGCUUUAAAUGUGGCUUCUAAGGAAGCCAUUGUUGACUGGGUGAAUGCGUCCGCCGACCGACUAGGCCGAAUUGACGUCGUCAUUGCAAAUGCCUCGCCCAUGCACAUGGAAGGCGAAACGCAACAUUGGCACGAAAGCUUCGCCAUCGACGUAAUGGGAUUCGUGGAAUUAGUCAAGGCUGCUGAGCCGUAUCUUGAAAAAUCACCACAGGCGUCCAUCAUCGUCCAAAGCUCCUUCAUGGGCCGCGAAUUCUACCGCAGUCCCCCGGCCGCCUACGGCCCGUGCAAGGCCGCUCAACUACAACAUGUACAGGAGCUUUCGCACGCUCUGGGGCCCAAGGGUAUCCGUGUCAACGCCAUCUCGCCCGGACCGGUCCUGUGCGAGGGCGGUCCGUGGGAGAAGUACUCCAAAUUGAUGCCUGAGUGGGUGGAGGAACAGCGCCAAAAGAUCCCCUUGAAGCGUCUUGGUGGCCCCAAGGAGAUCGCCAACGUUGCCGUGUUUCUGGCCAGUCCACUUGCCAGUUUUGUGACGGGAACUAAUGUGCUGGCGGACGGUGGAAUUCAUGUUGGCACCCAGUUUUAG